CGGAAAUUCCUCAACCUCAAAGCGCCGACACCCGCUCCACGCCGUCCACCCGCACCCAAAAAGCAACGAUGAGCUUGCGCCAAGCAGUUCCUCCCCAGCAGCACGGGGAACCCCCCGUCCGCGUCCACGACGAUGAUUCCGAUGUCGAGGAGGAGGCGCUCGCCAACGACUACAAGGAGCAGGUUCAGUACGACGAUGGCAUGGAUGGCUUGAACCGGACCUCGUCGCUGGACGGCGCCGACAUCCACGCCCAGCUCGCCGCUGCCGCGACGCCGCUCGAGUUCCAGGCGACUCUGGAGACCAAGUUCGCCAGCUACGACAACUACUGCAGUCUCUUUCACUACAUCCUCAACUCGGACGGCCCCGUCGAUCUCGAGGUCCCCAACUACUACUGGGCGUGGGACGUCAUUGACGAGUUCAUCUACCAAUUCAACAGCUUCUGCAGCUACAGGCAGCGCGUGGCGCUCAAGGGCGACAACGAGGAGGAGAUCCAGCUGCUUCGCGAGAACCCGAACACCUGGGGAUGCUACAGUGUGCUCAACGUCCUCUAUUCCCUGAUCCAGCGCUCGCAGAUCAGCGAGCAGCUGGCCGCCAUGAAGCGCGGCGAGGACCCGGCCCAAUAUGCCGGCGAGUACGGCAACCGCCCGCUGUACAAGAUGCUGGGUUACUUCUCCAUCAUCGGUCUCCUGCGCGUCCACUGUCUGCUGGGUGACUUCAGCCUGGCCCUCAAGACGCUCGACGACAUCGAGCUCAACAAGAAGGCCAUGUUUGCGCGCGUCAUGGCCGCUCACUUCACCACCUACUACUACGUCGGUUUCUCCUACAUGAUGAUGCGCCGCUACGCCGAUGCCAUCCGCAUGUUCAGCCACAUUCUCGUCUACGUUUCCCGCACGAAGAACUUCCAGAAGAACGCGCAGUACGACUCCAUUACCAAGAAGAACGACCAGAUGUACGCUCUCAUUGCCAUCUGCGUUGCCUUCCAUCCCACCAGGCUGGAUGACACCAUCCACACGGCUCUCCGCGAGAAGUACGGCGAGCAGUUCAACCGCCUCCAGCGCGGUGGCCCCGAGGCCCUGCCCCUCUUCGAGGAGCUCUUCCGCCAGGCCUGCCCCAAGUUCAUCUCCCCCACCCCGCCCGACUUCGACAACCCGGAGAUCAACAUUGACCCGAUUGAGCACCACUGCCGCAUCUUCAUGGAGGAGGUCAAGAACAACAUGUGGAGCCCCACGGUCAAGAGCUACCUCAAGCUCUACACCACCAUGGACCUCAAGAAGCUGGCCGGCUUCCUGGACGUUGAGCCCGAGAAGCUGAGGUGCUGGCUCCUGAUCAACAAGCAGAGGAGCAAGCAGGUCAGGUGGACCGAGGGUGGUCUGCUCGACGGUGACGUUGUCAACAGCAGCGACCUCGACUACGCCAUGCAGGGUGACCUCAUCCACGUCUCCGAGGCGAAGGUUGGCCGUAGGCUGGUAGACUGGUACCUCCGCAACCUGUCCAGGACCUACUAAAGCGCUGGAAAGCAGCCAUGAGAGAGACUUGCGCAAUUGGGGAGGAAACACUCGAACGAGAGAAGCGGUGCCUGGCAUAUACGAAGAUUGACCGGAGCUGGUUCGCCCGGGUAAUUCGCUCGGCCUUUGAUUUAGCGCGUGAGGCGCGACCGGGUAUCUACGCGGGUCACUGGAAUGCAUGGGCCGGAGUUUUUUGAUGUUCACGGACACGAAAGGUCGGCAAGGGGUCGGCAAGAGACGAUGUUAUAUGGAGAAAACACGAAUGAGAGGAGCGAGAAGCGGGGUAACUUGCAAGAUAGAGUCACGCUCUCCACGGGAGACCGACGACGAUGUUCAAGAAAAUGCGAUGCUUCAUUUUUAGAGAGAAAAUGCGGACGUAGUUAUGUAGCUAG
Molecule: messenger RNA, 1897 nt
Organism: Aplosporella prunicola CBS 121167
Lineage: Eukaryota; Fungi; Ascomycota; Dothideomycetes; Botryosphaeriales; Aplosporellaceae
Exons: 3
Coding region: 69-1505 (478 amino acids)
Biological process (GO): translational initiation
Cellular component (GO): eukaryotic translation initiation factor 3 complex; cytoplasm
Molecular function (GO): translation initiation factor activity
Source: RefSeq, a predicted model, not a curated record